Molecule: messenger RNA, 1189 nt
Organism: Ruditapes philippinarum (Manila clam)
Lineage: Eukaryota; Metazoa; Mollusca; Bivalvia; Venerida; Veneridae
Exons: 7
Coding region: 445-1161 (238 amino acids)
Source: RefSeq, a predicted model, not a curated record
AUCUAAUAUUGCGCGUGUAAUUAGUUCGAUAUAUUAGAUCUAAAUAUCGAUUGGGCACUUCUGUGGAUAAAACCACACCAGCGCGGUUUCUCUAAUUCAAGGCCCAGGAAACAUUGGUGCCAUUGAUUUUAGUUUACUUUUUUUAUUUUUUUAAAUCUCGAAUUCGGUAUAGCUUUGUGGUUAUCCUUGAUACGCGGUUGAUAUAAAUAUUGACUUCUUUUGAUUUAUUAUACAGAUUUAAAGUCAUCAAUCGGAAGUGCAAAGAUUUAUAGGGGUUUAAAAUAAUACAGAAAAAUUAAAUGACUUUAGAAUUCAUUUGAGAUAUAAAAGGAGUAAGCCUUGGAUGUUAAUUUUAGUUGGAAUAAAAAUACAGAAAGUACAGUUCAAAAGUGGCGGUGUAAAUCUACUGUCUAACAAGAGAUUUAGCUAAACAAAUAUCACAACAUGUCGUGCGCCAACCCUCCUCCGUCAAUUACAGGUGGCACGGUAAUCACGAGCGGACCAUAUCCCGACACAAGCGUUGCCGUUUACCAAUGCAUCACGGGAUACGCUAUGUCGGGGACGGCAUAUAUCACGUGCUCAACGGGCGUGUGGUCUACGUCACCCACGUGCUCCCUACAAGACACGAACCAAGUGACAGUUAAUCUGAAUGAGGACAGAGAUGAUUUUCCAUCAUGGCUAAGCUAUGUCAUAAUUACCGUUUGUGGUCUUUUAGCCUUGCUCAUUAUUGCUUGUAUAUUUGUCGUCUGCUGUCAGCUGCUCGGUUGCUAUGGAAAAGGGAGUUUAUUCGGGGAACACCAGCCGUGCAAUUCAUUUUGUUGCACCUGUUGCAGAAAAAGAACGAACAGUUACGACCCACAUAAACGUUUAUGUAGAACGUUUCCCCGGCGAUAUGAGUACGACGAACACGGUCGUCGGUACCAUAUUGAUGAUAUUGGCCGACGGUGUUACUACGAGCACAAAAACAACCACACGACUAAAGUGGUUAGCUAUGCCGAUUCGGACGCGCCCGAGUCGAACCAUACCAGUACACCACGUGGCACGUUUGUGACGACAGUUAACGAGGUUAUAGCCGACAAGAGAUCACAGCCGGCCAAAGAGCUAAAUUCCUGGAAACAACACUCACAUCCGGUUAGGACCAUCAACACCAGCACGAAAUAGUUCCCCAAACUUUCCGUAUUUUAUAAUA